GGAACUGAAAAUAAAAAAUAAACCCUAAAGCAACAAAAACUCAGUUACUAUCAGAACAAGCAAGCGUCACACUGAACUCAACUCGCCGGGAAACGCAACCGGAGUAGGUCAUCGGCCGCCACAAAAAGAGAUAAAAGUGGUGAAUUUGUAUUUGAAUCUGAAUUUGAAUCCGAAUGGGUUAUCUUCAAUUUGGAAGACACAGUGUUAAGCAGAUUAUUAGAUUUAAAGAUGCGGUUAAUGACAGUGUUGUGGUGAAUCCACUUUUGUAUGCUUCUCAAGGAUUGAGAUACAACAGGAAGCUUCAAGUCAUCCUUACUACUGACAUAGAUAAGCUGGGAAAGGCUGGUGAAACUGUCAAAGUUGCCCCUGGAUAUUUUCGCAACCAUCUAAUGCCCAAGCUCCUUGCUGUUCCUAACAUUGAUAAGUUUGCUUAUCUCCUCACCGAGCAGCGCAAGAUUUAUCAACCUAUUGAAGAAGUGAAACAAGAAGAUGUUGUUAUUGUUACUGAGUCAAAAGAAGAUAUGAUGAAAGAGUUUGAAAAGGCAGCACUGCGUCUUGAUAAAGCUAAGCUGGUAUUGCGGAGGUUAAUUGAUGUUCAAAAAGCGAAGGCUCGUGAAUCAAAAGGCGACCCCUUGGAGUUACGUAUACCAGUGUCAAAAAAAGCUCUUGUGGCCGAGGUGGCAAGACAACUCUGUGUGAACAUCACACCUGAUAAUCUGCAUCUUCCAUCUCCUUUAUCGACCAUCGGAGAAUAUGAGGUGCCACUACGUUUACCAAGGUCCAUUCCUUUGCCUGAGGGCAAGCUUAAUUGGACUUUGAAAGUUAAAAUCCGAAGUAAAUAAAUUAGUUAUCUUGUUUAAUCCAAGCUCACAAGGGUAUUGGUUUAUACUGAUAAGUUCAACCAGAGGAUUGUAGAAGUGUAACUCCUUUUUUUGUGUGAAGGAAGUGUAACCCUUUUAUAAACAUAUUCUUUGUCGUUAGCUGAAAUCUCGCAUUGUGUUGUUAGCAUUCCUCUUUUAUAAAAUAUUUCUACCGGUCAAAUAUUUGUUUUGAUAUGAUUUUGAUCAUGUA
Messenger RNA from Trifolium pratense (red clover), 1071 nucleotides. RefSeq names its product 50S ribosomal protein L9. The coding region runs from base 174 to 842 and encodes 222 amino acids. The record is from RefSeq and is a predicted model, not a curated record. NCBI's taxonomy places the organism in Eukaryota, Viridiplantae, Streptophyta, Magnoliopsida, Fabales, Fabaceae. Gene Ontology annotation, biological process: translation. Gene Ontology annotation, molecular function: structural constituent of ribosome. Gene Ontology annotation, cellular component: ribosome; mitochondrion. The transcript has 6 exons.